Molecule: messenger RNA, 2714 nt
Organism: Capsaspora owczarzaki ATCC 30864
Lineage: Eukaryota; Filasterea; Ministeriida; Capsasporidae
Exons: 2
Coding region: 737-2611 (624 amino acids)
Source: RefSeq, a predicted model, not a curated record
UGCUGCUGCUUUCCCUGGAUUUGCAAGCUCGUUUUCCGCCGUGUUUGCGGCAAGAGCAGCAGAGGCUGCAACUGCUACAUCGUCGUCUCUUCCUGCUGCAGCUCCGGUUGCACCUUCCACGGCAUCCGCGGCGGCGCUGGGACUGCAACACUCUCCUGUGGGUGCGCUCGCAUCUCCGGUGCUAGCAACCUCCAGUUCCUCGAUUAUUGCCACCCCACAAUCCUCCACCAACACUUCGCCGAUAUUGCAACUGCAGGACGGUGCUCCCAGAGACCAGCAGCCACCAGCCACCGUUCUAGCAAAGCCCUUCCUGCUAGCAACAACAACAACAACAGCAGGUUUUUCGAGCUCCUUCGUGCAACCACCAAACGCAUCAUUCUCCACGACCACCACUUCAUCCACAAACUCAAAUCCCACGCCAUCUUUGCAACAAGUCAAUCACGCUGUACCCACACCGGGGCUCUUCUCCUCCACUGCAGCCCCGAGCAGCGCGGGAGCGCCCUCGUUUCAUCGAAGCGAUAGCUCCAGUUCGCUUCCGUUUCAUCGCAGCUACGCGACCUGGAAUGUGUCUACCAGCGCUUCAGCCGCCGCUGCCCCAGCAUCAGUCGAGUCUUCCGAGCUCACAGUCUCGCUGCCUUUUCUCCCGGAUGAGCUCCUCAUCAAAAUUUUCGCGUUAUUGCACUACCGCGAUUUGGUGGCUGUUGGUCAGGUCAACAAGCGGCUGCGGUUUCUCGCCAUGGACAACUCGCUGUGGCGCAGCUUGUACAAGACUACCUUCUUUUCUCGCAAAAUGCAGAGACAGGCCACACAAGGCAAAGUGCUCGACAUUUCGUGGAAGGCCUUGUUUGCAAAAAUGUACAAGCGACAGCGCGCGCUCCCCAACUUUGAGCUCAAGGUGGAAAAUCAUCGCGAUCUCUUAUGCCUGCCACCCUCGGACAACAUGAUCCUCUGCUCGCCAGUCAACAUUGCCGGCCUAUCACGCUGGCUGCUGGUGGAACGGUGCUCGGAGGGCGGGCUGAACGAAAACAACCACGCCGACUUUUGCGUGCUGCAACGGCAGCUGCGUACCGGACACUUGUCGCUCAUUCACCGCGACACUCAGCAUACCGUCAUUGCCUUCCACCGCGUGUGCAACGCCGUGUUUUGCACCCUGAGCUGGUGGAUUAUUCUUCUCCCAUUCGUCGCCCUGAUUGCCAGCAAUGCAAUCAACACUCUGCACGCCAAUCUGCACGGCAUGCCCAGAAUGUUUGAGAAUCGUUCCUUGGCGGCGAGUUCUGCUGCAGGCGAGACAUCCGACGCCCUUGGCCAGGCCGACGCGUCCUCGUUUGGCGGUGCGCUCGACGGCUGGGAGGGCUCGCUUCUCAUCCAGGCUGCCUUGCUCGCGCUUGGCAUUCUCUGCUGGUAUGGCCACGUUUCUCGCCAAAUGCUCGCUGAAAACGUCACCCUGUCGGCGCUCGGCUUCUCGACCGUCGUGUGCUACUUUAUCACGCGCGUCUUGGCUCAGUACUCGUCGUUGAUGCUGACCAACUCGAUUGUCUUCAUUCUCAUGUUUUGCUCGUCGAUGGCCAACGUCACGUUCAAACAUCGCCUGGUCAGCGUGCAGUACCCCACGGUCGAAACGUCCUUGUGUCUCGUUUUACUCGUGGGUAUGCUCUCGCUGGCCGGAUCGGGGUCGGCCAAUCUGUCCUCGUCAGUGUUCGAGUCUCUCCUUGGUAUCAACACCAACGCCGAAGACCACCACUGCGUGUCGACUGGUAUUUGUGUGUUUUCGCGCAACAUUUACGUGUCUGGCUGGUGGCAACAUAUCGGCAAUCUGAUCUUGCUUCUGGUGCUGGAUCGCCUUGCGUUGCGCAUGUCCAGAGCGCACUUGGUCAACUUUACCAUUGCCGUUUGCUUUACAUUUGCCAUCGCCCAAUUCUUGCCCCCGGCAUUGCUCGGUCGCGCUGCGUCGACAGCGUCUGGGCUUGGUUCGUUGCUCGUCCUCCUCACGUCGCCCAGUGCCAUCGUCUCGCUCCUCUGCAUUUGCGCUGCCUUCACAUCCUCGUUUGCUGGCCUUUGCUGGUUGUUUGACCACUUGCUGUCCAGCAGUCGCCGACGCUCUCACUUCACCCAGUGGCAGCCUUCUUUCAGCAACAUCGAUACGCCGACUGUCAAUCCUGCUGUUGCAGUUGCCAGCUCCGCGACAUCGACUCCAACUCAAGGACAGUCCGCCGCCCCUGUGGUGCAGCCUCCAACCGGCUUGGGCGCUGCACUCAUGUCCAUCUUUCGGCUUGGGCAAAGCAUUUCGACCUUCAACUUUUUCUCUGACUAUUCCGGUCGGCUUCUGAGCGCCAGUGCUGUUCUCAUGGGAUGCUCCAUGGCGGCAUGCAUUGGUGUUGCGUUCCAAACGCUUGAGAUGGACAAGCCCACCUUCCUGGUCGAGUUUGCUGUUCUCUUCCUGUUUCGAUACUCGUGUACCAACCUGUACACGGUUGUCAAUCACAGAGACCAGUUGACCGACAUUGCCAACUUUUCAUAUUAUGGCCUGAUGUUUGGCAUUGGCUACGUAGUGUGUGCUUCCAUCGCGGCGGUAGUUCUUCCUCUCGUUGGCUUGAUCACUUCCUUUGCUUGAAGCGAGAUCGAGCUCUUGUACUUGUUGUAUUGUAGUGUAUUUUCACCGUGUUUUUUUCAAUUCUGUUUUCGUUUCGGCCAAUAAAUAAACUUUUGAAUGAUUG